Antechinus flavipes (yellow-footed antechinus) is the source of this 3066-nucleotide messenger RNA. RefSeq names its product MEF2 activating motif and SAP domain containing transcriptional regulator (gene MAMSTR). Gene Ontology annotation, cellular component: nucleus. The coding region runs from base 556 to 1935 and encodes 459 amino acids. Gene Ontology annotation, biological process: regulation of transcription by RNA polymerase II. The transcript has 9 exons. Lineage: Eukaryota; Metazoa; Chordata; Mammalia; Dasyuromorphia; Dasyuridae. The record is from RefSeq and is a predicted model, not a curated record. Gene Ontology annotation, molecular function: transcription coregulator activity.
CUGUCCUGAGAGGGCGGGGCCUGGGGUCUCAAGCCUUGCGGUGCCACCCGGCUAGAUACAUUGCACUCCAGCGGCCCUGAUUCCACCCGGUGAGAUGCCCCCCAGCCCUCCUCGAGGGAGAGGGCGGCCUAUUCUUUUCCCUGUCCCUAACUCCCCUGUUCCUGCGCCCUCAGGGACCCGGGAGUCCAGACCCCCCAGUCCCUAUCCCGGAGCCUGGCACCGGGCUCCUCAGCACCCCCCUCCCUUCAAGGGCCAGGGCAUUCUGGUCCCUAACUCCCAUCCAUUCUCUGCUCCCUCCUUCCCAAGGCGUUCCCAGCUCCCAGCUAGCAAAUUUUCGGCUGCUCCUUCCCCCAAACUUUGUCUCAGGGACUAUCCUCCGCCCAGAGUCUAUUUCCCCCGGGGACCUAGCCGUCCUGGAGCCCGGGGGGACGAGCCAGAGUUCCUUCCCCGGGAACGACGCCCGCCCGCCCUGACCCUCUAAUCUCCCCCUCUGCUCGCUCCGGAGGCCCCCAACCCCGCCUGUCAGACCAGCUCCUCUCCGCCCCCUUCCUGGCCAUGACCCUCGUUGCCUCGGCUCAGUGCUCCCAGCUCAUCCGCUCCAAGUUCCGCUCCGUCCUUCAGCUCCGGAUCCAUCGGAGAUCCCAGGACCAGCGGGAGAGCGGGCAGAAGCCCGAGCAGGCCUCGGCUGGAGCCCAGGCCUCUAGUCACUCAGUCCUGCUCCCCACUAAUGGAUCCAGGGGAGCCCAGCGCCCGUCCCCAGCUCCUGCCCCCUGGGGAGCACAGCUUUCUUUCACCCAGCCGUCUUUUCCAACCAGGGACUCAGUGGAUCCCUGGAUCUCGGCCCCAGCCCCCGACCAAGCUUCCAUCACCGGCUCCUCCCCCUCGUCCUGUGACUCUGGGGUCCCCAAAGGCAGUCCGACCACCCUCCCCUUUUCUGGGGCGGCACUGAAGAAGGCCAAAGGAGACAGUCACCCGAGGGAGCCCAGGCCCAGAUUGAAACCCCUCAAGUACCAUGCGUACGUGCCCCCAGAGCAUCGGGGAGGGCCAGGGACAGCGGCGCCGGCCCAGGGAAGCCCCCCCGGGGAGGAUGGGCAACUCCCAGGCCACAAGCAGGACCUGUCUUUGCCCAGGCCUUGGGGGUCGAGACCCGGCCUCCAGGACAGCCCAGCACCCCCCGAAAUCUCCCGGCCAGGGGCCCCUAAGCCCAAGCUAGAGCUUCAGACCCUCCGACUGGAGGAGCUCACGGUCUCGGAGCUCCGCCAGCAGCUCCGCCUGCGGGGCCUCCCGGUGUCCGGGCCCAAACCGGCCCUGCUGGAGCGGCUCCGGGGGGCGGGGGCCCGGGACAGGCCGCUCCCGCUGCAGCGGCCGGUGCGCAGCCCCGGGGUCCGCUCCCGUCCCAGCCCAAGUUCUAGCUCGAAGCCCAGGUCCCGUCCGCGCCCUCGGACUGAGCCCCAGGCCCCUCCAAGAACAGCUGGAAAGUCUCCCUGGCCCCGCCCCGCUGCCCCCGAGGCCCCGCCCGCUCCUCCCGCCCCGUCGCGAGUCCUGUCCUUGGAAGAGGAGCUCCAGGAGGCCAUCCGCAGGGCGCAGCUCAGCCCCCAUCACUCCAUCCAGGACAUUCUGGACGAGCCUCUGGAGCCUCCGGCAGAAGCCCUGCCCCCGCCCCCGCUGGAUUUCCCGGGCUCCUUCGACCUCCUGUCUCCGUCCCCCCCGCCGGACUCCGAGGGCCUGUCCUCCGUCUUCUCCUCGUGGCCCCCGUCCCCUGCCAGCUCCCCAUCGCCGGGCCCCGAGCGGCCCCUGCACGCCGCCGAUUGGCUGGAGGCUCUGACCGGAAGCCCGGCUCUGGACUGCUCCGGCCCGACCCCCAGCAUCUUCUGCACCGACUUCGCGGAGCCCGGGACCAGCAGACUCUGGGACUUGGGGGUGGAGGAUUGGUGACGGCGCCUGCAGAAGGGGGGCCCCGCGGCACAGACACCCAGGAGACAGGGACACGGGUGGGGGCAGAAAUGGCCACCGCAACACACGGUCACACACAAACGCUGGGACAGAAACCAGGGCAGAGAAAAGCGGGGAGACAGGGACUGAGGGAGGGAAUGAGAGGGAAACCGAGGCAGGGCCACUGGCAUUCAGAACUACAGAAGUGGCCCAUCUUUCCCUGAAGGGGAGAGGAGGACCUUCCAGUGAGGGGCUCGAACCCCCUUCUUACCUGCUCCGAGAGCCUGGGACCAGCCGGGCCCAGUGACGUGGCAGGGAGCCUGCCGCUGCCCCCCUCGCCCCUUUUAGAGCCCACGUAGAGUCCCCAAAGGGUCAUCGCUGCCCUGUCAAGGCCUGCCUCAGGUGUGCUGAUUGCAGCCUGGGUGGCGGACUGCCCUUAGGGAAGGAAAUGCCUUAAUCCCCCCCUCCUCAGUUUCCCCAUCUUGAAAAUGACAGUUGGAAACCCUUUAAAAUGAGGAUGCGAGACAAAGACAUCUACCCUCUCUGGGCUUCAGGAAAAUGACAACUGAGGGUCAUUAGACCCCUCCUCUUCAGGUAGUUUUCACUGGGGAGAGGGAGGCUUUAUAGAGAGACCCUUAUCCAGGAGCCAGGCUCUUAGCCUCCUGGUCUCUGGUCAGCUUCUGAAGUUGGGCCUGCCCCUCUGCCCGUCUCGCCUCUAAUCAGAAGCCCAGGCUGAGGUCACCCAGGGGUAUGGGGAGGGGGUUCCGACAGGGGCAGGAAGCUGGCGGUCUAGUGGGUAGGGAACCCUUGUCCAGGUUCCUGCUGGGGGCCGGUAGGAAGGCACCCGUGGCUAGGACUCCAUGGCUGUCCUGUGUCUGCAGAAGGAAGGACCUCAGUCCUGCCAUCAGUGAACUUUGCACCCCCCCAGGCGUCUGCCAUGGGUUCUCUAUGCCAGGAGGGCCAGCGCAUCGGCCAGAGCCAUCUAGGUGGUCAAGUGGGCCGGCACAGCCAUUCGCAACGUCCCCCUGAGAAUUUAGGCCUUUGUUUUGUUUUUGUUUUUUCCUUCAUUCUGAGCCUGUGAUUUCAUCAGUGUGGAGAACUCCUGGAAUUAAAAAAUCUCUACUAACAUGCAAA